GCUUUGGCGACACCAAGUGGAGCAGAGUGAGUACUGCAACAUCACUUGUUUUUAAAAUGUGAUUCAACAUUGUGCAUUGAUUCAUACCGCUGACUAUUAUCACAUUAAAGACUAAAAACAAGUCUUUUUUAAACAUUUUUAAUCAAUAUAGUUUAACUUCAAUUAAGCUAAAAUGCUUAUAGCACUCGUAAGUAAGGUUCAAUAUACACAGUUUUUUUAUUAACAUUAAAUAUUCACUUUAAAAACUCAUUUCUUGUAUUCCGUAGUUUUUUUUUUUUUAUUUAUUUUUGUUUUUUUAUUAUUAUUUUUUUUCCACAGGGAAAGUCUGCAUUAUUUUCCAACCAUUUUAUAAAUAGACUCAGAAUCCCUAUAAAAAAAUGAAAAUGUUUCUGGUCAAAAAAUGCGCAUGUAAAAUAUUCUCAAAUCGAAACAUUAUUUAAUAAAAAUUUAAUACCCAAUUUAACGCAGAAAGGUUCCCUUACAAUAAUCGGUGUAAGUUUUUUAACGUUAACCGGCACAUUAUUGAAUCUGCCGCUUAACGUUCACGUCACUGACGUCGUCUGUUUUUACCUACAAGGAGAUGACGUUGCACAGGGCGACGCGGCGCCCAAAGUAAAGAUGGCGGACAUGUCGGGGAGCGAGCAGCUGUCAGAGGAGAAAGAAAAAGAUAUCGAGCUGAAGAAAAGACAAAAACGACCGUGGGAGGAUUUGCACAAGUCGGCUAAAAUCGGUUUAACUCCAGAGCUGCCGGAAACUUUGGGUUUUUAUGAUAUUAGCGCUGUCAGGAGGGAGCAACGGGAGCAGCCAGCAGGUAAGGGUCCCAACGGUUACCCCGAAGUGACGUUUGGACCGUUACAGCUCAUGAGCGUUACUGCUCUCAGAUAAAAUACUGUCACGACAUAUGACUAGAAAUAUAACUCAACGGGACAUAUAAUACUUCGUUGUAAGUCGAUGUGGAGGCUGUAGGGGUUGUUAUUAUGUUGAGUAAGUUUUGUCAACGUCCUCUAAGGUUACAAUCACUGACAGCUCCAAUAAGCUGUCAGUUUUGCUCAAAAUACUAAAUGUCACAACUCUGACACUUGAAAAAUAAAUACAGUAACUCAUUAAAACUUAAAACUGUGCCUGUCUCUCAUACUGUGGGUGUUGUGAUAACUAUCUAAAGUUGGUGAACAUGUGUACAUGAAAGUCCAGUAAUAGUAAACCUUACAUCCAUAACCUAAUAUUAGUUUGAAACGUUAUGUAAUCUCACAUACUUUUUCAGUUGGAGUUUUUUUAAUCACUUGUCUUAGACCAUGAAAUCAGAAAACUGAUGUUAACCGAAUAGAUUUAGCUUGUAUUGAAAACUUUUGGUACGCAUUGGUGGUGUUCAGUACAAGUUUCAAUGUUGGUUUUGCACACUUUAAGCUUACUGUUAUUCACUAAAUUCAUCUAUUUAGCUGCUCUUAUUAUUACCCAAGUCUGUUUGCAUGUAGUUUGCAUGUCUAUAGUAAAUAACACCCUCUGGAUCACGGAAGCAGAAAUUGAAGUCGAGGUUUUCAGGUGUUAAACCAACUCUACUGCCACUCACACCCAUCAGUCAUAACAUCACAACCACCUACAUAUAGUGUCACCCACUUUCUCCUCAGGUUGGGGUCGAAACAACCCUGACCUGACGAGAUAUGGACUUCACUAGACCUCUGAAGGUGUUCUUUGUUAUUUGGUACCAAGUCCUGGAAGCUACGAGGUAGCACCACCAUGGAUUGGACCUGGUUGCCCAGCAUCCAGGAUCUGGUGUAUUUGUCUACAACCUUGAUCUACAUGAUCAGAUACAGGCCCCUUUAUUUAUACAAAAUGGGGAUUUAAUACUGUCAGUCUACAAACAACAGCCAGUAUAAGUAUGUUAUAGACAAUAAAGCCAGGAAACUGCUUUGGGUCGCACACUGAGAAAUGCCCUGGAAGCUUCUACGGUAGACCGGGAACCACAAGAGCUGCACUUUCAGAGAUGUUCUGACCCAGUCCUCCAGUCAUCACAGUAAAGCCCAUGUCAAAGCUGCUCAUAUCCUCAUGUUGGUUCACUUUUGCCAACUUCUCUAAUGGCUAAACAUUUCCCAUUAUAAUGAUAAACACAGUACCUGUCAAUGUUAACUAAAAACGAAAGAAAAGGAGACACUUUAAGUUUGGUGCCUGAUGGCAGACAUAGAUAUUUGAUUCUUCACUUGUUGGCAAUAUUUAGACUCUAAUCGUUCUCAUGAAUCCUCGUUUGACCCCUCAGAUAGUGAAUUUAUUUAGUCAAGAAUAAGUCAGGGCGACAUCAAAGGCUGUGUAAACACUGCUGAAUAAACGGCAAACAGUCGAAAGUGCAACUAACAAAAACACUGUAGCUGCAUAGAGAAGCAUGUUUGCUCAGGAGGUGACAUUUACAAUUUAAUUUAAAAGAAAUACUGCACAAUGCUGCAGACAUAAUUGACAUGAUUGUCUUUUAGAGACAGUCUUUCUGGUGUGAAACUGAACUGAACUGAACCUCUGUGAUAUUUCUGCUUCAGCCCCCAUUAAAUACAGACAUGUUUUAGCUCAAUGUGUAACUUAAACCUCAGUGGCACGAGUCAUACCGACCCAGCACAACAUAUUAGAUCAUUCGAUGUUUGAGGUCCAGUAAAUUAAUCUUUUUCUUUUGAUUACGAAGCAUGACUUUGACAAGUUCAUAUAAUUUGGAAUCAAGUGAAAGGACUUGAAUUCAGUCUGUGGAAAUUUGGUGUAAAUUGUGACCCGGAUAAUCAAACAAAGGCUCUAAGGUUGAGAUAAAAACAAGUUCCUUUUUAUUAAAUUGUCUGAAAAAUAAAAACAAAAUAAAAAUGCAAAUUCCUUUCUUGUUGUAGAGAUGCAAAUCCUACAGGACUUUGUUAUACUUUCAUUUAAAACCAGGGCAAAAUUUUUAGUUGUUAAUUUAAAUGAGAACUAGGGUCUGACCGAUAUGGAUUUUUUGGGGGGCGUUGCCGAUACCAGUUAUUAGAGGGGGAAAAAAUCUGAUCACCGAUUAAUCGGCUGAUUUUUAAAUUUUUUUAUGAAGUUUUAAAAUUGUGUUAAUUUAAGUAAUAUAUCUACACAUUGACUUUUUUUUGACAAAUGGCUGCUUUUGAGCCUUUCAAACACUUCUUCAAAGAAUUAAAGGCAGAAAACUCAUUUCAAAUCCUUUUGAUUGUCAUGAGUUUACUGCGCCAUCUACAGGAUAAGUCAGGGGAUCUUUUCAAAUGGCGGAACAUUUUCGAAGUGAAACCGAAUCUUAUUCUCCACAUUUUUUUUGGAAAACAUCGUCGACAAUCAACAAGUUUUGGCCGAUUACCUAUUAGUCUCAAACGGGCUAAAACUGGCCAAUUUAAUCGUCUCGCUGAUUAAUCAUUCGGGCCCUAAAAAAAACAUCCCAAUAUUUCACAUACCAAAUGAUCAAACUAUGACUUUGAGAAAGUCAACGGCAGAAAAAUAAAACUCUCAAAAGCUUUAUUUUCAUUGUUUAGAUGUUUUGUAGUGAUUCCCUGAAUUAGACAAAGAGACAAAAACAGGUGAACCUCAGUUUUCACCGUUCAGGGAAGCUUCCUUCUCUUUCACUCUACAGUAGGACACUCUAAAGGUCAGUUCUGUCAUUGUGUUGAUAGCUGUGGUUGUAAUUGUUGCAGACAAUAGCCGUGUGCUAACACUGGUGCUUCAAUGUUGUUCCAGAUCCGUCGUUGACUCGCUUCAUCGCUGCAGAGCUCACCAGAGGCUACUUCCUGGAACACAAUGAGGCAAAGUACACAGAGCGCAGAGAGAGAGUUUACACAUGUAUGCGUAUUCCAAAGGAGCUGGAGAAGGUACAAGUUCUGAACUUCAUGUCUUUCUCUUCAACUUUCUCUCACUUGUCUGCUGCCGGUCUCAAAAACACACUCGUACUAUUGUCUGUUUACAGAUCACAGUGAGCUGACGGUUGUUGUUUCAGCUUGAAUCUGUAACAGAAUAAUUGCUGCAUGAUCUUGAUUAACUAGAAUUUAGACAAAGUGAUCCUGUUUUCACAGAGAAUAUUCAGUACAACUAAAACAAAUCAGGCUCUGUUCUGUUCUACAUGUAGAAAAAGUCAUCUGCCAUGUGUUUUACUAAAACAGUCUGUUUUUGUUGUUCCACUCUGUAGCCACCAGGUGACAGUGUUGUAAUAUAAAGUAUGAAUUCAUCUUCAUGCGCAAUGCUUCUUGCUCAGAAUACAUUUCACACUCCAUUAUAGUUUGCUGGUACUAUAACCAUUAAAACAUCAAUGACAAACACAGGUGAACAGGCAGCGUGUGAGGAGUACUGACCUAAACUCUUGGGUUUAAAUCUAUUAAUAGGAGCAUUAUUAAUUUAGUUGAUAUAUUUCCAUGUUAUGUAAAGGUCAUUGUAAAUGUUCUGGUGGGUUUUCUUUGCCGAAACACAUCUGGACUAGUAAGCCCAGACUAAUGUGGCGCUCUCUCACUUGGUUUUUUUCCUCGGGGGAGAGAGAGGAAUGUGUGCAAACAUGAAAGGCCUCAGUGAGUUCACUAUGUUAAGCAAUCUAACCAACUUCACCCGUGCCUGACAAGCCUGAAGAAAAGCCACACAGAAUCCACCAAUGAGAGACAGAACCUCCUUCAAACUUCCUCUCAAACUUACUCACCACAGUGCUCAAGUGUCAUUUGAGUAAAGACAGAUAUCUGCAUGCUGUUAAUUUACCUCUUUUUAAACGUUUCUCUUUUGUGGACAACAUGGCACUGUUUAUUUUUAUGAGUUCAUUUACAAAGGUAAGUCUUUGUUUUGUGAUUUGGUGUAAGCGUAGCCUCGUUCUAACUCCAACAUGUGGUGGUAAUAGCUUUCAUAUGGCUUUCCUGCACUGAGAAGGAACUCAGAACAGUUUACUGACUUGUAACUAGAUGAUGAGAUGGAGUCUGAGCAUGCUGAUGGUCUUUGUUAAAAUGUCAGUUGUUGUUUGACUUGAAGGUGUUACUUGUGUGUCUUUUCUAGCUGAUGACCUUCGGCCUCUUCUUAUGUGUGGAUGCCUUCCUGUACGUCUUCACCCUGCUGCCCCUUAGGGUGCUGCUGGCCAUGCUCCGCCUCCUCACUCUGCCAUGCUGUGGCUUCAGGUCAGAACCCCCAAAAUAACACUUUUAAUGAACAUAUAAGAACAAAUCAUUGGGUUUUGUUUGUGUGAUACAAAGAUACAGAUAUUUGGCCUUAGGUUUGCACAAUUCCACCGACACUGACAACUUUUGUAAUGCUUGAAGUGAUGAUAAUGUCUUUAAUAAUAACUGUGGCAUGAGGUCAAUAUGAGAGAUGUUAUUGAUAAAUUGAUCCAAUUUCUCGAUACUUUUGUCAGUAAACUGAACACAAAUGAUCCUACAGCCCAACGAUUACUGUAUUAUACUGAACUUACAUUGUUGAUCUUGCUUGGAUGUUUUUUAUCAUGUGAUGCAAGAAUUAUUAUUAUUUUUUUUCUGAAUGAAUUGUGUAUGCAAGCACUAGCAGACCACAGAUGGCAUGGAAGCGUUCAUCACUGCCUGCAAAGUGUCAUUAUCUUAUGGAGACAUUUUGCCGCCCUGUUGUAAAAUGAAAUGCACAAAAAUAACACAAAUCAUAUGAAGGGAAAAGGAUAUGUUUUUCAGAUGCUCACAAACAGCUGACGUUAUAGUCUGGUUAUACUGUUUGACACACAGAAAGAUAGUAUUUAUACUCACAUUAAGCAAACAAAAAGCAGUGAGAAAAGAAACAAAGAAAAGCUCACACUUAGUCAAUGCUGCAUCACAAUAUUUCAUGGGGGGUAGUAGAGAUACGGCUCAACUUACCCCGUUCCAAUAGUCAACUUACCCCAUACACAGGGUAAAUUGACUAUAGGAGAUCACUUUUUUUGGCAUGUUAUAUUAUCAACACUGUUCUGUUUACACUCAUUCUGUUGGUUUUCAGGGAUGCACAACAUCUUUAAAUAUAUGCAGAUAUACUAGUUAGAGACAAAACUAUGAUUGACUUGAUGUAGUGAUCGGAAAUAUGAAAAAUGGCUCAUCUUACCCCACUCUCCCCUAACACUUAACUGAAACUCUGUGAUUAUUAAUCUUUUUGCAGCAUUGACUUCGACUGACAGUUUUCUUCUUUUUCCUGUUUGACAUGUGUGCACAAUUUUUCUUGAAGUACUGAAACAUUUCUAUAAAAUCACAAGCAAAACAUGAACAAAAUGGCCAUGCGAAAAUAAAAUACGAGUUAAGUCAUUAUAGACAAGGUCCUGUGUGGUUGCAUCUUUUUAAAGAGGCUGUUCCCACACUCUCAGCUGUGGUAAAAUUCAUCACAAAGCAUGAUACAGUGUUAACUGUUUAUACAGUAUAUAUGCAGUUUACCUAGAUUGUGUAAUUAGCUUGAGUAUUGUCUUAGAAAUGAACACUCUUAGUGGUAAUAGAGUUUUAUUAAGGCGUAGUUUUCCUCUUCAGCAUGUGUAAAAAACUUUGGCGAGAUCUUGUGAAGUUUACUGUCCAUCGAUUAUCAAACAUCAUCUCUUCAUUGUUUUACCUUCAAACAUCGUCAUGUUGUCUUCUCUCUGUAUAAAAGAUACAGCAACAGUUAAUGUCAGUGCCUUAGUAAGUGUCUGGUGCACCCGAGUCCCUCAGAAGGACACUCCCUGCCUGUCCCACUCUCUGUCUGACUCUUUCCUUGCCUUCCUCCCCUCCUGCAGGGCACGCACAUGCCCCUACUGCAGAAGAAGCAGGUACGCUCCUUAACCCCUAUUAAGGCCCCAUGAAUGUCAUCACUGAACCGAACUGGCCUCCACAUCCCUUCACAAGUUUCUCUUCAUCUCUAUUUUGUCCAUCAACACACAGCCCUGCCCCUCAUGCUGUGUUCUCCGAGCCAGACCGGCCUCGUUGGGUCUUCACAAGUUCUUUUAUCUUUGUCAUCCAGGGAAGAUUUAUGGGAGUGCAUGCUCAUCCUCAUCACUGUGUUGCUUGUCAGAGAUAUAGCUGCACAUGCUUUAACUGAAGUGCUUCUCACAGCACAGCUCCUCUGGAACAGUUUGGGGCACAUUUGUCUUGUUUAAGGGGCGUUUAUCAGCAGCUGCUGAGGAAGGUAAAAACUAGUCCUUCCUGUACAGAAACCCCCAGUUGCUCUGCAGAAGCAAAACAGCUUCUAUUUUGACAGGUCUUUGCUUCUCUAACAAGCUUUUGUUAUCAAGUUCAGGCCCUCUCCUCUGUUCCUGGUGCAGAGCCUUAAUGCCUGCUCUCAGGCUAAUACUGUAUGAAUGGCACAUACUACUGGCUACUUGGAAUGCAGCACAUAGCUGACUGAACUCAAACAUAUAUAAUAUUCACACGUGUGUUAUGGAGAUAAUGCUUGUAGAAAAGAGAUUGUGAAGACUGCUUUGUGCAGGCUUUGCCACCAGCCGGCUGCAGCAGCUUUGUGCCUCUGUGGAGCCGCACAUUUAGUGGGUAAGAUGCUCUGGUACCUAAAGCACCUGAAUACUGAAGCUGUUUUCAACACUUUUUAUAAAAGAAGUUUAAAAUUGAAGUGUAAAAACAUCAGUUUAGUCAGUGAGAACUUAACUGUGUCAAAUCAGUGGAUUGUUUGUUAAUGAAAACAGUUGCAGUGUUGGUGUUGGUGCUCUAGCAUCUCUUUUUGAUCCCAUUUAUUUCUGGACAUUAUCAUAUUUGUUAUAGUGCAACUCCAGUUCUAAAAAUUCUGAUUAAAAAAACAUAUUGGAUCAUUUAAACCCUGUAUGAAGUGCAAAGAAAACACAUCAUAUGAAUUAAUUUGAUUGUUAUUUUUUUCUAAAAACGUGAACCCAUUUUGAAUUUGAUGUCAGCAACAUAUUUGAAAAAAAUCAAGACAAGGACAAUAAAACACUGACACAAUAAAACACUCCCAUAGGAACAUUUCCCAAUCAAUCAAGUUGAUUUUCAGCCGGUUUGUAGCAUGACUGGUGUAAAAAGGUCCUUCCAGAGAGACUGAGCCUCACAGAAAUAUACAAAGAUACAAAAAAGUUCAACACUCUCCGUUAGACUGUGUGAAAAAAUAGCGCAGCAAUUUCAAAAUAAAGUGUAGUUACACAGAAAUAAGGGAUGUUAGGCGGCUGGGAUCAAGUAUCUGGCAAGAAUGUGACAGCAUUUCACCGUCUAAGUACCCAAACGUUAACAGAGCGAGUGCAACACAACAGGAGUGUUUCUGUCAUCAGAUUUAAAAAAAUUUUCAUAAAACAGUCGAAUAUUUCAGUUUUUUGCAUUAAUUUUACUUAUUGAUUGAAUAGCACUGGAUAUAUUGACUUAAUCUGAUCCAACGUUAAGUCAGCUGUCACACUCGUCUUCCUCUUCGUCAUCUAACUUCUACAUACAGCAUCUUAUAGAGUGAGGUAAUUGCCAAUUUGUUUACUCUCUGUUCUCGCCCCACUGCUUUUUUAGAUCAGGGGGUUUAUCCAUGUCCACAAAGUACCAAUGAAAGCCAAACACAGGAUGAGUCUGUUUACUUGUUUUUACCUAAUUUAUGUGCACUCCUUCGACUCGGCUAGGUUUGAAAGUCUCUUGGGUUUUGCUGUCAUCUACGGUGCAUGAUGUUUCACCACAGGCCACCCUUACUUACAGCUGCUCAGAGGGGGAGACAGCACCGCAAUACGUGUGCAGCAAAUGCCCUGCCAGCAAAAGGCCAACAAAACUAGACCAAUCUAUUAUUAAUGUUGCCCAAACAAAGAUGUGCUGAUGACAGGAGUAAAUACCCAGUGGAAUACAGUUCAUUCAGGGUACGGUGGCAAAGAUGCUGCAGGAUUCCUCUUAAAGGACCAAACUAUGUCCCUCGAGACAACAAAAGGCCACAAAGAAUACAGAGAGGUUGUUCAUUAUCAUGCUGCGAUACAAGAUGAAGAAAGGAAGAAUAGAUUAAAAAAUAACUAUGGUGCAUGUAGGUAUUUUCAUAAACUUUAAAUGAAUAUUUUAAAAACAGACUGUGUAGCAUUUGAACUGAGCACUGCACUGCUCUGUUGAGAGGUAAAGGAUGGAUGUCAGGGGUCAAUAAAUCUUGGUUCGAAACAGGCUGUAGGCAAAAAGCUUCAGUUCUCUUAUUACUUUCCUUCAUCCAUGAUCUGUAGGUGCCCUUAAGCUUUUGUUGUUAUUUUGAGGCUAUGCAUAGAUUUGAACACCGGGUGGAGCUGUAGCACCAGGGAAACGAACAAGAUGUUGUCAGUGUUCAACAGAGAGUAAUAUGAAUCAUAAGGAAAAACUGGGUUUGUAUGUCAUCGUGGUAGUCUUGUAAAUCUUUAACAUGUUGUGCCUUAAACUCUUACCGUUCUUUGGCCUUUAAUGCUCUGGAAAAAGGCCCAGAUGUUCCCCUCAUCUCGCCGUCUUUACAACCCAGCUGCACACAGAUUCAGAGGACUAUGAGAUACAGUUGAGCAAGUUAAUUUGCUCAUCUUCCACGAGUUGGGCUUUUAUUUUUAUCUCUUGGUUUGGAGUCAGGUCUUAAAAAAGUAAAGACACCUACACCUUCCACACACCCCCCCCCACUGAAACACAGCUUCUCUCCUUUUGUAAAAGCCUGAGAGCUGAGAGGAUGGGGCCUAUUGUCAUGAUGCAAGAUUAACCAUGAGCUGCUGAAGUUAAUGAAGGUAAUGAUGGCUGUUAGAGCAGCUAAUUGUCCUGCCGUGUGUAGAGCUCUAGUGAGUGAGUUUAGAAUUGGUCCCUGUGUUCUCUUGUGAUUUAGUCAUUUAGUAAUAUCACAGUUAUACCCUGUGGUUUUACUGUUUGAAGUGUCCUAGCAGCUGAAAGUUUCCUUCUUUAGAGGGUAUUUGUUCGUAGGGCUGGGCGAUAAACUGAAAAUUUACAGAUACUGAAAGUUACGACAAUAACUGACGUCAUUUUGCUCAUAUCGGUAUAUUCUGUGUCAAAUAUAUAAAUAAAAUUUGGUCCCUUUAAGACGCUGUCCUAUGUCGGAGACGUGACUCUACCCCCAUCCAGUCCAUAACAAAGAGGGAAAGACAGGUGAGGAGAUGGAGGACGGUUCAGAAGUUGAAGUAGCUGAAGUCGACAAAGUUAAUGUGGGAGGGGGUGAGCAGCUUGUGGAGUAGUUAUCUUUCAUUUAUCGUUAUCGAGGUGAACUGCUCAAUAUAUUGUGACAUUGAUUUGAGGCCAUUUCGCCCAGCCCUAUUUGUUAGAUAGAUAGAUUAUCUUAUAGAUUAUUUUGUUUUACAGUUGGCCAAUAAAACUGCUUGAUUAGAAAAAUGUGCUACCAUGGCUCUGUUGCUGGCGUGUCUCUGCUCUUGGUCUGUUUUCUCGCACCUCUUUCUUUCUCACAAUGUUCAGCUCUCGACACUAUCUGAUUGCUUGACAUCACACGAUUAUAAUUAUUAAUCCCAGUAUAUAUGAGGUUAAAUAUUUCAGCAGAGUUUUGUGUUAGAGUUUGUGAUAAUGAUCUGUAUGACCAACUAUCGGCUGUCCCCUAAUGAAACCCAUAAUGGAGGCGAAUAUUAAAGUCAGGAUACAUGGUCAGCCAGAGGCUCACAUGGGGACUGGAGGAAAUGGUUUUCCUGCUGUAGUUGGUGGGGGUUGCAGAAAUAAAGGGUAGUCACAGAGCUGACAUGUAGAGUAUGCAGGACAUCUUAAGAGUUAAGCUCUCUCUGGCUCUCCUCGGUUAUCCCUGUCAUAGUAAAUAACCAGUUCUAUGGAUUUGUCAGCCCUUCUCUUAACAUGCCCCAAAGCUGCUGCAGCAAACUAUUGCUUUAAUUAUAAAAGCUGCAUAUGUUUGCAACAUGUCAGUGACCGUUUAAUAUGUUUGGCUGCUCUUAAGGUUCCCAUGUAGUAUGUACAUUUAUUCUUUUUACUCUUACCCGUCUAGAACACUGCUCCUAAAUGUACCUGCUUCAACAACAGAGAUGCUCUGCGAUGAAUCCUGUUAUGUUGUUCUAGUCUGUGUGAAAGAUAAGAGCCACAAAGAUCAAAUCUUGUUGGAGCAAUAGCACAGAACAAAACAGAAGCAUAUUAAAGGUAGAAGCCUUUUAUUGAGAAGAUAACGUUUGUGUCAAGGAGAUACUAACUUUAAUAUUUAAUAUUGAGCUUUUAUGUUAUCACCACCUGUUGCCUUUUUUUCCCUUUAUGUGUGAUAUUUUAUUCCAAACAGAAAAUAUCACUUCAUCCUGACUGAGUGUGUUGUCCCAGCAGCAGAGAUCUUCUUCGGAGCUUCUUCAUGUAGCUGUAGUCAGUCGUGUUUGUUGUUCUUGUCCUAGCUUAUGUGUUAGUCUGAGUCAGUCUAUCAGUCUAUCAGUGAAGCAGAUCAUUCAUUUACCUGGUAUUGAUGUUUGUCUUUGUCGGCGUACACUUGGAUUGUAUCUGGGAAAACAAGCACAUGUAAUUGUUCGGCAAAGGCGGCAUAACCACAGGCUACAUUUGCAUGUGAAUCAUAAACACCAUUUAUAAACAUACUGCAUUAUCCCAGCAUGCCAGCGUGCGCUCAUUGUUUGCAGACAUUCUUAAAUCCGUGACUUUCUCUGUAUUCAACAAAGAUAAACUCUGUGUUUUGUUUGUCUGUGUGUGUGUGUGUGUGGUCAGUGGGUCUCGGCUGCUGCAGCCAGCGCAGGUGUGUGACGUGCUGAAGGGCCUGAUCCUGGUGCUGUGCUUCUCCAUGAUGCAUUAUGUCGACUACUCCAUGAUGUAUCACCUGAUCAGAGGACAGUCUGUGAUCAAACUCUAUAUCAUCUACAACAUGUUGGAGGUAACUCACAUGGAAACACUCACACCAGAUAUGUCACAUGUAAUUGUAGAAUAACUGUCAUCAAAGUCAGUGCAUAUACAGUCUGUUCUUGACAAAUGCUAAUGAUGCAUUGCACUCUUUCAAAUAAUUUUGGCAACAUGAAAUAAAUAAAUAAAAACUUCUUCUGAAUUCUUGUAAUCACCCUCUUUGACAGACUGACAGGCAAUUUUCCCCCCGAGCUUGUUAGUGUCUCUCGCCUUCACACUGUGUCCCAAGACACAGCAGCAUUAAAGAAAAUGUUUGCCACCUGACACUGGAAGAACACCUGUAGCCUCCUUUUUGCAGAUGUUGAAGCCUCUGAUAACGAGCCAGUUCUAUUCACUGCCCCAGAUUUCUUCCACUUGACAGGAACAUUUCGCUGGCUGACUACAAAAUUCUCGAUGUUUGAAAAGAUUGAGGUGCAAUAUUUGCAAGAGUGUAUUUGAUGGAGUUAGAGCCCACUCUCUUUGGACUUCAUGAGAAGAAACGUAAACAGUAGUUAGCCUUAGCUUAGUUGACAGCUUGAACAGGGGGACUGGUGUUAUAGAGAAAGUAAAAAAGCCUAGAAUACCAAACAUACUUUUUCCUUUAAAUCAUAUAUUCUCAACAGCAACAUAGUGCAUGGAGCUGAUGGUGUUGCAUAGCUGCAGAACAUAAAAAAGGCUUACAAAUGGUUAAAUAUGCUGAAUAUUAACACAAGAGGCUCAUAAAAAUCAUCAGUGGGCGUGUUGUUGUUCAGAGCAUGGGUCAAAAUACAAAAGUGCUGCAACAAAAGAACUGCAGAGAAAAAUAUUCCAGACUCAGAGUGUGUGUCCAGCUUUCUGCAUAAUGGUUCUUAUUGAGAAAAAUAAGAAUGUCAACAUGAUUGUUAGUCCACUGCACGACCAGGUCAGAAUUAAUCCACUCAGGCAGGAGAAAACACGCUCAGAUGGUUCUGAUAUUGGUAUGCAGAGACACUGGCGGCCCAGCUUAACCAGUAUUAGAUUUAUUAGUAUUAGCUUUAGGGAUAGUGCCAUGUUAAAAGUUGUCUAUAAUGUCAGGUCUGGGGCUGUUGUGUAUUACUGACCCCCCUAAAAAAGCCAUUGCAGGGCUUGACUGCAGGACCCAGCUGAGUGUACUCACCUGUCACAACACCUUCAGACAGAGGCUUAGCAGCUUAAACCUGCUUUAAAUUAAAUACACCACCCUCAUAUGAGACUGUGCAUUGAUUAUUUAUUCCUGAUAGAAAAUCUUAAAAUCUUUGUGAUCUUCUCUGUCAUUCCUCUGUAAGGUGGCCGACCGCCUAUUCUCCUCAUUCGGUCAAGACAUCCUGGAUGCUCUCUACUGGACGGCCACCGAGCCCAGAGAACGGAAACGAGACAGUAUAGGAGUCAUCCCUCACUUCAUCAUGGCUGUCUUUUAUGUCUGUAUCCUUCCUGUUCGAACCUACAGCAGAGAGAUGUUAUGUGUUUUCUCACUUUCCGGCAUUUGACAGAUGACAUGAUAUGAAAUUACUCUACCAUUAAAAAAAAACUCAUUUGUAAAACAUGUGAGCUUUCUGUUUCUGCUGGAAAAGAUAAAUGAAGCUGCUGUUUCAUUACUUUGUGAAAAUUAACCGUAAUGAUGUACGGUUUGAUUUUCCUCCGACAAAAGCAAAAAGUGGGUAAUUUUUCAUAUUUGCUUCUAUAAAUCAAAUGAACUUAAAAUAACCAUAUUAGUGUCAGCCUGGUCAGAAGCUGACGUGUUUCUCAGACCUGUGGUUUUCAGCAGGUGGUCUAAGGAAGUUUGAUAUUCACUCAGUUUCAAAAGCUGUUUCAGUCAUUUGUUUUCCUGAAUGAUUGUCGGUCAGUCCUCCACUCCAUCCUCAUCAUGGUCCAAGCCUCCACUCUGAACGUCGCCUUCAACUCACACAACAAGUCUCUGCUCACCAUCAUGAUGUCCAACAAUGUAAGGCAAACACCCGUUACCACAGACUAUCCGAGCCCGACUGUGAUUACUCAGGACAUUCACGUACAUAAUUUCAAUGCGGAUCUUUCCUUGUAAAUUACACUUGGCACAUGGAUGAUGAAAUGCCACUGAUGCAGCUGCAACCAGAUUGUUUGUUUUAUACUAACUGGAUCAUAAACGCUGCUAACUGCGUUUGUUUCUUUGUCCCUCUGUUUCCUCACACACAGUUCGUGGAGAUCAAAGGAAGCGUGUUCAAGAAAUUUGGGAAGAACAACUUAUUCCAAAUGUCGAACAGUGGUAAGAUAUUCAGCGUCAAAUCAGAUAUAACACUUUAAUGUAAAUUUAUAGAUUCAUUAUUAAUCAUUUAACAUGUUGGAAAAGAGGAGGAAGACACCGCCGCCGCUAAAAUAAAUAAAUAAAUGAAUGGAUUAAGAUAAAAAAUCCAGAGCUGUUGAAAUUAGUGCAUUUUGUUUUGUUUCCCUUCUGGUUUGAUGUUGUCAGCCUGCACAGAAUUAACAUUUGCAUAAAUUAAAAACUUGUAUGAAUAUUCAUGGACUCUAAAUGUCUCAGUCUCCAGGAUCCAUGAUUAUCAUUUGCUGCAUUCACUCAUCGCUGCUCCGCUGUUACAAAAAGAGAAAACUUUGUUGCAAAUGGAGCUUUUUUUUUUUGUCACACAAACAGUUCUACAGUGAAAAAUCAAAGUCGAUCAUUUUCAAUCAAACCCUGCCAUUAUUGAACUGCAUUGAUUAGUUUGAAUUUUCCAUGAAUGACGAUAGAAAGAAAGGAAGAAAAUCCUCAGACAGACUUUGGCUGAACAUAUUGUGCUAACCUGACCUGACAGCAUUGUCAGUGUUAAGCAUCAAACUAUAGAGAAGCAUUCAGCGCAAUUUUGGCAGAUGGGGUUCCUCCUGUUCACACAUUGUGAAUAGAAGAAUGUGAGUGUAUCCAUUUGGCUCUCCGAAUAGAGAUAUUAAAUGUAUUGUUCAUGUUCCCUUUGAUUCCCUGAGGCAGUAGGCUUUAUCUGUGUCACACUUAUUGUAUUCUAAUGACAGCAGAAGAGAAUAAGCUUUAAUCAGCUGCCAUUCCCCUCCCACUGCUCGCUCACAUCUUGGAAGAUUUCCUCCUUAUGAGGCUGAGCAAUGGCACUAACUAGCGUGGCAUUAUCAGCACAGAUGAUUACAUGGUAAACGUUUGCAGCUAUGUUUUGAAUUAUAGUAAAUGGAUGUUUUGAGCGCACGAUAAAGCCAGUUCAAUGAUGCUGCUUACAGCACUGACAAAUGUAAAACCUUCCUUCACACCUUUAUCACCACCUGUGUAAUCACAUAACUGCUGUGCAGGGAAGCCAGAUGGGAGUGAAAGUUUCUGUCAACAUGUUUUGAAUGUUAAUGCUUCAUAUCUAACUUUUACUGUUGUUGUGAGAUUGUAAUUUCAGAAUUGUUGAUUUGAUCAUGCAGAUAUCAAGGAGAGGUUCACCAGCUACGUCCUGCUGUUGAUCGUCUGUCUCAGGAAUAUGGAGCAGUUUGCAUGGAACCCAGGUAAUUAUCUGUUUUUCUCCUAAAGCAAAUGUCGUCAGACAGCCUGCUGUCACAGGGUUGUUCAUCAUUGUUUCAUCAUUGUUUUUGAAAACUCCCAGUGCUGAUCAUGGUAGAAAUUCAAUUAAAAUACGCUGAGCUGCUUCUUUCCUCCUGCUUGGGUUUUGAGUUGACCCACUGCUCUACCUUGGGAAUCGUCUUGUCACAAACUUCAGUAAAAUGCAACAGAGCAGUGUGAAGGAUAAAAGCAGGGCGUUUCUGUGUGACAGCCCUCUGAAAACAGUCAUCUCCUCCUGCCAGUCUCAAAAACCCCGCACACAGUAGAUGACAGAUGUAGCCUGUCAGCUGAAAUCAUUACACUGAUGUGCUAAUACUGGCAGAAUAACUACCUUCUGUUGCUAAAGACGUAUACUUAUUACAAGUCACCGGUAAUUUACUUAUACUCCAUGCUGCAUUAGCGGUGAGUGCACUUCUUUAUUCACACAGCAGAGGAGCAAAAACCCCUGCUUAACAUUUUAAAGUUCAGAGAAUGUCCCCUGUAUCCUGUAGCUUUUCUGCAAAGGCUUCAAACUGGCGGUGCUUGGUUAUGUUUUGCUGCUUUAUGAUACUUGCUCGCACACCUACAUGCUUAGAACAACAGUUUUUGUUGAGCUGCCUUUACCAAGUGCUCCUGUGAUAUCAUUGUGGUUAUAAAGUUUUAAAAAUUUAUAGUUGGAAAUAGGGAUGGGAACCGGUUCGAAAUGGUUCAAUCCAUCGACAUCAUUUACAUCUUAACUUAACGAUUCCCGUAAAGAUUCCUUUCUUCCGGGUGCCUUGAAAAACGGUCUUGCGAGAGCCAGUCUACGCGAAUGGGAACAGAGACAGAGGGAAAAAAAAGGCGGACGGUACGAAAAGUUGGCAGAAAUGAUCUAAAGCGUGGCUUAAUUUAUUAAGAAAGACGACAACAGUGCAACGUUUGUCAAGCAGUGAUAACAUGCAGAGGUGGCAACAUUGGGCAGGGCAUUAAAUAUAAGGAGUCAGAUGUAUGCGAUGCUCUCAGCUGGUUGUCAGUCGCUGCAGCUCCAUCUCAGCACGGCAUUGAAGGUACGUAUGUUAGAGUGACCAUACGUCCUCUUUUACCCGGACAUGUCCUCUUAUGGGGGGCUGUCCGAGGGGAGGUUAUAAAAACCUUAAAAUAUCCGGAACAUGUAUUCAUUCAUUAUGAAACAGUGCAGAGCAUCAGUGCUCUCUGCAGCUCUGCCCCUCUGCUCACGUCUAUGCAAAGCCACUGACACGACACACGCAUGCACUGUCAUUGAGAAUUCUAAAUAUGCUUUUAACUGAGUUAGAAGCACAUAAUAAAAAACACUUGACCAAACCCAAAAAAACCACUCAGAAUUUCCCACACAAGCCUGCCCAGUGUAGUAGUGUCCUCUUUUUGGGGAGUCAUAAAAUGGUCACCCUAACGUAUGUCCUGUGUUAACGUAAGCUCAAUGCAUGUCAGAAAUGCUGCACAAAUAACAUUUUUAUUUGAUUAUUUUUAGACUCUCACUGAAGGUGGCGUACAUCUUUUUCUGUUAUCAGAGACUCAAUAAAAUUUUGAGUUAACGAUCAAAACCUACAGUCUCCUUUUUUUUUUUAAAUUUUUAAUCAAAGAAAGGCAUUGAUAAGGGAAUCGUUAAAGAAUUGAAUCGAUAAGCAGAAUCAAUAAUAAUAAUAAAAUCUUAUCAAUUCCCUAGGUGGAAAAAACACAGGUAGCCAAAUUAGGGUCGCUCUGACUUGCAUUAAACUUGCAGUUUUCACCACAAUGUUUAUUUUUGUUGUCGUCUGAUGAUUGACCAGAGAGCACUUUGUCUUGUUUCUUUUUUUUUUGUGGUGAAAAUCAAGUUUCUCGUGUUGUUUUCCCCUUCAGAUCACUUGUGGGUGAUGUUCCCGGAUGUUUUCAUGGUUGUUACCUCUGAAGUUGUCGUCGACAUCAUAAAACACGCUUUCAUCACCAAAUUCAACGACAUCACAGCAGAUGUAAGCCGGAGUCUCAGUGUUCAUUAACUCUUGAGGAGACUAGUUGCACACUGAUGUGUCUUCUCCAGGGAGAAAUGAUUUUGCUUGUCUGGUUUUGCUUUGUCUCCAGGUGUACAGUGAAUACAGAGCGAGUUUGGCCUUCGAUCUCGUCAGCAGUCGACAGAAGAAUGUGAGCUGUCUUUUCUUCCACAAUAACUCUAUUAUACUUGCAGAAACAGCAUUUAGCCUACGCAGCUAAUCAGUGCAGUUUUGUUGAGGUCUGUUAUCUGCUCUCGUCCAUCUCUGUGUAGGCUUGUACAGACUACAGUGACUCAGUAGCUCGGAGGAUGGGCUUCAUCCCCCUCCCCCUGGCUGCUCUGGUAAUACACAUUCAGACAUUAAAUACCAGGACAAUUUUUCAAGUUAAAAGCGUGGAAACAGUACCCAGAACCUAAAAAAAUCUGUGUGUAAGUCUUUAUUAAGCUGAUUCCAAUUUAGUUUGAAUUCAUCAUUUUUUAUUUGUCCUUCAAAUGUUUCACAGCUCAUCCGAGUGGUAAUGAGUUCUGUGAAGGUGCAUGGAGCUCUUUCAUACACGUGUGUGUUCCUCUUUUAUCUUGGGUAAGUCCACUGCAGUUGCACUCCUGAUGUUGAUAUUACUGUCUUAUUUAACAAAGCCCUACCUUUGCUGAAAAUGUGGUCAACCAUCGGUUAUUACAUAGCUGUAUUUGUCAUUUAUGAUGCAUAAUAAUUAUUGGCAAAUUUUGCCGUCAAAAACGUGUAUUACAUAUUUACAUUCUUCUGUGCACAACCGCCAUUCUCCUCUGUUUUUGUCUCCCAGUUGAUGAAAUCCACACAGCUACUCACUAAAUACAAAAAGGCUCAAUAUUAACAGUUGAUUCAUCUAGUGCCUCAUGCAGAUGGCAGCCUCCAUGGAAGAUCUGCUUAGAUAGACAAAGAUGUAACAGGCUCUUUCUAACUCACUAAAAACGGUUAUAGUUUAUAUGUAGGUGAUUAUACACCAAUUUAAAUAGGCUUUAAAUUCUCCAUUUCUACAAGGUCUGUUCUAAAUGCUGCUUACUACCACACACUGCACCUUUAAUUACAUGUGUGCUUCUUGUCUGUAAUCUUAUGUAAAAGAGGUGCAGACUACUGCUGUGAUUUGAGGCUGUAACUGAUUUUAAUUUCACAUAAAUGCACAUUAAGCUUUUGAUAAGGCGUUGUAAUUCUUAUCCACUUUGUAAAAAAUAAUUCGAUUAGCGACAUUUUUGUAAGCUCAAUUAUUCAGUUACAUAUCAGUGAAGAGAUAUUUGAGUGCUGUAUGUUUCAAACACGCAGAGUAAGGCACUCAGUUUUACAUGUUCUUACACAUAAAUAUGCUUGCGGGGUCUACUGGAUGCACACUUACACAUGCAGGGACUGUCAUAAGCAACAUGCAGAUCCGGACACACGCAGUUACAUAAGCAUUAAGACUGUGCCCUCACAUUCUCCCUGUGCUGCUGAGCUGCUGAUAGCCUCGCUCCUUCUCAUUUGCCGGAUCCCGUUGGUCUUGUACCGUUGAAGAGAUUCCCUCAGGGUGAAGAAUACAAUGUUGUCAUCUCUAGUGCCAUCUCUGGCCUUCCCCACCCCCUGAUUUAAAAAUAGCUCCGGUUAGCACAGACCGCUGUGCCUUGGCAAAGAUUCAGCUGUGCUGAGUCUCUCAGUCCGAAUCGCCCUGUCACAGCGAGUGGUGGUCCACAGACCCAAAUGUGUCCAUCUUUUUCUCAUCACGGUGACAGAGGCCAGCCUUAAAGCGAAGCCCAGAAACACAGAAGGAUGGUGCACAUCAACAUCCCGGUGUCAGUGCUGGGAUGUGAAUAGUGGCGAUUGAAACCAGAUGGUAGAGGAGACUCAUUAUAGCUGUGGCCCAGCUCAUGACAGCACUGUGAUAACUCUACUGAAUCUUAGCACUGAACAUGAAAGAUUCUCAGCUAUCAUUAUCUCAUAAUCUUCUUUAUUUUUAUAAAUAGUUGUUAAAAUAAUUGCUAAUUAACUGUACAUCUUAAUGUUGAUUACAUCAAGCAAACAGACAAGUAUAAGAAAAAUCCUUUUUAGUCCAUCACAGAGGCAACAGCAGAGAAGUUCAUCUGAUAAUGUUUGUAUGUGACACUUCUUUCAGUUAGGAGUGGAGCUCUCCUAACAGCAGUCUUCUCCCUCUGCAGGCUGGUCUCACUGAAAGUGUUGAACAGCAUUGUGCUGCUGGGGAAGUCGUGCAUUUACGUCAAGAGAGCCAACAUGGAGGACAAACUGUUUGAGAGGCCCACUACAUCCACAUCCUCCUCGGAGAAAAGCCCUGACCAAGCUGAAGACAGGUGCCCCCAACCUUCAGGUAAAAAACAAAAUAAAACUCCUUUUUUUUGUUUUUUUGAGAACUCAGGGUGUCGAGAGGCUCCUUUUUUUGGACAAAUAUGAGGCUCUAGUGAAAGAGCAUAGAAGAUAGAUGGAUGGACUGAGAGAUUUGAUUGAUUGAUUUCUAUUUCUUGCAUUUGAUGUAUCACUACAGUCACUACACACGUGCUUUGCGGUUGGGUUCAGGGUUAGAGAUUUGAAACCGUGAAAGGAGUUAGUUGAUGAAUCACCAGAGAAUUAGCGGCUGAAUCUGCAGCCUUAUAAAGAUUAAUACUAAGUGUCUUGUCAGAACCAAGCAGCUCAAUUUGAGAUAAGUUCUAAGAGAGUAGCUUUAAAACAUGGCGGAAAUUUCACGGCUGCUUUGCUAUUCUGCCCGCAGAUCAGCCUUGAGUUGGCCUUUUGAAAGAUGAUAUAAGAGCAUAAAAAGUCGGAUAUACAAGUUUUGAGACAUGUACAGCUUUUACAUACAUACAUUAUUUAACGAUCUCCAAAUAUAAAGCGGGCGCAUUAUGCAUUGAAAUGUUAUUGUGCGCUCAUAUCUUCAGCAUGAAAAACUCUGAGAGCUAGCAGGAACCCUCAGCUGGAGGUCAUUAUACAGAGUGAGCACAGCAGUUUGAUUUUAGAUCUAAAUACAGGAACUAAAAAUAAUCAUGUAAAUUUUUGAAGCUGAUGUGCAAGAAAAAAAAACAGAAUUUCACAAAAUCUUCUAAUCAGAGAACUUUGGUGGAGAAUUUUCUACACAUGUAACAUUUUAAAAAGUGUUGAGACCUGAGAGAGGAUUCUAGUAGUUCUCAGGAAAAAAAAAUCCAGCAAAUGAGACGUCCUGGGAUUUAAUCUUUCUUAUGAAUAAUGCUGCAUGUUGCUCUCUCUGCCUCCCACUCGCUCACUGAUCUCUCUUGGCGCUCUGCGGUUCGAUAGACUAUGUGUAAUAAAACAGAAUUGUUUCACAAUCAUCAAAAACACACAAAGAAAAAACGGCUCUGUAUUAGUUUAGAAUUGAAGAUGGAGAUAGUCUUAAAAAUCAUAUUUAAAUACUUCUGGGUGUCAAAUUCCUGUGUCAGUCCAAAACAUCUUCAAGCUUACUGAACUGCUCCUACCUUGGGUUUAUCAGGUCCAUUUUUAGGCAUUAAGCUGACACUUUAAUUUGCAUUUCCGGGCAUUUAGCUGAAACGUGUUUCUAGACAGAUGUGUCAGAGCAGGUGGGAGCUCAGUGACCAGAUUCAGUCUGUGCUAUCGUUUAUCAAGAAAAGAGAAAUUAGUUUGACUAAUUAUCAAGUCUGAAAAAACAACUCAGGAAAGUUGGGAGAAAUACUGAAACCGGGCCAGCAAACUUGAUAUUUUGACAAGAAAGAUCGAGCCAGAUGGAGUAAAAUAAUGAAUCUGCAGCUGGAAAUGUGAUAUAAAUCAUUGAUAUUGUGUUUUUGGUUGUUGUUUUGUUUGUGGUAAUCUCUGACAUAUGGAGUUGUCAGCUUAUAAGAAAAACACCCCCUCUGUCUGUAUACAUAAAUUUUAUUGAAUAAUAAUAAUUUAAUUUCAGUGAGUUAGCUGUCCAAAUUAUAAACAUUAAGUGAAUUAUUGCAACUGAGGAUUAAGCUCUGUGUCAGCACUAGCUUUAUCCUGUCAAAAUAAGAGUGAGCUGGUAGAAAACAAAUCAAAGGUGGGCCAUUUUGACUGUAGGUAGCCUCGAAGCUAUAGAACUGGAUUAGUAUCUCACAGUAUAGGGUUCAUAGUGAGGCCACUAGUCCUCCACCAGGGGAAUUUAGGAUUUUGAUAAACAUAUAUAUGCAGCAUUUGUGGUGGAUAUUUAAUAAUUUAAAAGGAAAAUACCAAACUGCUUGUUAUUGCUGUUGAAAAAAUAAACUAAUGUAGAAAGUUCACCUUCUAGAGUUGAUCACUGUUAAUAGUGAAAGACAGAGUGAAAGCUGUCUCAUAUGAACAACAUCCUAACGUCAUUGAUCUGUGGUAUUGUGGUGCAAGUUAUAUAAAAUCCAGUGACUAACAAAGUCGUAUAUGUCUGUGAUAUAUGAGUGUAGUCUAGACCUGCUCUUGUUGCAAUCGUCUUGGGAUAACGACUAUUGUGAUUUUGUGCUAUAUAGAUAAAAAUUGAUUGAUAUUGGUUGAUUGAUAUAUGCUGCAAUUCUUCAAAUAUCAUAAUGGUAUUCUGCACAAAAUGUUAGGGCUGGGCGAUGUGGCCUCAAAUCAAUAUCAUGAAAUAUUGAGCAGUUCACCUCAUUAACAAUAAAUGGACGAUAACUACUCCACAAGCUGCUCACACCCUCCCACAUUAACUUCGUCUACUUCAGCUGCCACUCCAGCCGCUGCAACUUUUGAACCGUCCUCCAUCUCCUUGCCUGUCUUUCCCUCUUUGUUACAGACCAUAACCUCUUUGUUAAUGAGACCAUAGCCUACCUACCUACACGCAUCCAAAACCAACUUUUAUUUAUUUAUUUUUUUGACACCAAAUAUACUGAUAUGGGCAAAAUUACAUUGGUUAUUGUCGUAGCUUUCAUUAUCUGUAAAUUUUUGGUUUAUCGCCCAGCCCUACAACGUGUAAUAAGAGGAGGAUGGUUCUUUGAUAGUAACCACCCCAUUUUCAUUUGGACUCUGGUGGAUGAUUUGUUAUUGACGUUAAAGGUAACCCACUAAUCUGUUCAUUAUAGGCCUGUAAUCGUGUCUCUAAUAGUGCUUACUAUGUGAGUGUUUUUCACUGCUGUCAAUGAUGUUUUCUAGUGUUUUCUGAAGCCGCUCAGUAUGAUUAUACACCCUCUCUGCAGGAAAAGGUGUUAUUUGUUGUUUUCUUUAACAGUGUUUGCUAUUAGUAAUCAAACAGAAGUUUUGUUUUCAAUCAGCGCCCUGCCUUACAAAUACUUACAUAUAUAGAGCAGAUAUCAGCGUAGGGGCUGGAGGCGGAUACAGAUGAAAAGAGACACUUUCUUAUGCUUGUGUUGAUAAGAAACAAAGGCAUGUGCUCCUAAAGUACAGGAAAAACACACCCAGACAAGUCAUUUGAAGUACUUGGCUGAGAUAAACAAUGGAAAAAGUUUGUGGCUGUAGUUAAGUGAUCAACAGGCUGUUUGGCCAACAACUGGAAGAGGCAGGAACACCUUAAAGUGAAAAGUUUAGAUUUAAACAAUAUGACACCUUUAUAUGGUGUAAUUUCUUUGAUUAAUAAAAAUGGUUAAAGCAGUAUGUCGCUUAAUUUAUACUUUUAUCCCAGCUGCACUUAAGAUUUCUGCUUUUCUACAAAUUAAUGUAAAUCACAGGAUUCAAAACUUGUUAAAGGGAUAGUUGUAGGUGUAACAUGUUCUGCUAAUCCCACACAAACUUGUGAAUGCUUCAGCUUAGUGAUGAAUAUGUAUGCCAAUUUGCACUGAUUCCUCACUGACACUGUAAAUUACUUAAAAAUUAAUCAUGAACUCAAGCCUCUUCAGACUUUGGAUGAGGUUGUGUCUUUGAGACCAUCAUUUUUGACAGAUCUAAAAAACAUAAAUCAGCAGCAAGCAGACGGUCCAACGUUCAACUAUUUACACAUGAAUAGAUCUAUUAACAUUCAUGUGAAUUUCUUAACAACCUGUGAAAAAAAGGCCCUCUCUCUGAAGCACCCAGACAAUGAAACACAGAUUUGGAGGUGGCAGUAUCUCCCUGUCAUCCACAGCCAAAUCCCUGCAGAUCUUUUCUGCAUGUGCGCCUCAGACCCGCCUGCUGCGCUGAGCCAGGAGCUUUAAAAUGACAAAGAUCCUGAUGGUGCAUCAUGUCAUAUCAAACAUCAAAGCUCCUGCCAGUGCAAACAAAUCUGGUUUUCUCAGAAAGCGGCAGAUACAAGGCUUAAGGCGCUCUGCUCCUGCACAUCCCAGAAUUAUUCUUAGAGGAGAAUUAAUGCAAGUCUCCUUCUGCUUUCCACAUAUUCAGCAGCUAGGAUCUCAACCAGCAACCUUGCAUCACAUGCUAGCUGUUCUGACAUUAAAAUGCCCGGUCUGUGCCUCGAGGUUCACCUGCUGCUCCAGUGGGUUCACUGCACACUCAAGUUCAUCUGCACUUCUUUGUCUUUAUGAUGAUCUGUAUUCACAUUGCACUGGCUUUGCCAUCUGUCUAUACUGCAUGUUAUUGUCCAGAGGGCAGAAAUGGGUAAUGAGGGCUGUCCCAUCAGCCAUUUCAAGCCCCAUAUGGUGGCAAACUUUCACUAAAAUUCACAUAUCUACCAGGGAAACACUCAAGUUCAUGCUCAGAGUGAAAAAUAUCUCUCCCUCAUCUUUUUGGAAUCUUUUCUCCCCCCUAAGAACUUUUUAUUUACUCACAAGCUGGUUGGUAACUUUGCACACCUGCUGCCUCAGUCUGGACAGAUAUUGUAAAGUUGGUUUAUCAAAGCUUUCUUAGAGAGCACAGUGUGUAGUAUUAGGUCUCAGCAGAACAGAUUUGGUAGAAAUAAAACAAUAGUCCUAAUUAUGUCUAAAUGAGUGAAUAAUCACCUGAAUUUGACUCGUUUUAUUUUCGUUUGCUCUGAGUGAACCUUCUUAUCACACUCUAAGAAUGAGUCUUUCAUAUCUAAAAGGAUCCAGAUUAGUUAUGCAUCACAAGAGUUUCUUGUCCUCUAAGGCCACUGUUACUUACAUAAGUUCACCAGCAGGAGGGGUGUGCAAGGGAGCAUUUCAAUCUGGAAUCUGACAGCUUCAUAUCACUACAUAUUCUCAUUUCUAGUAUAGAGCACUGAAGCUGCCAAAACAAAGUGAAACCACUCUACAGCGAGUCCAACUCUGAAUCUACUGUGUCCUUGCAAGAAUGUUUACCUGAUUUAAAAAAAAAAUGAGCAGGAUACUGAAAUGUUCUUAUCUGGUCCUUGGAACAAAUUAAAGUGAAGAUAAGGAGGAAAUAGAGCUGGAUGAGAAAUGUUUGUUCCUGUUUAUUUACUGAGUAUCAACAGCACGCCUUUUUAUGAAUUCCACUCUGAUUCACUGCUGAAUUAUUCAAACAGAACCUGGAGGUAAUACAACACCUCAGCCUGACGUUUUCUAAUACUCAGCUGACCUCAGAUGCCUGCUUUCAUGGUCUGUAUGAUAUUUGUAAUGCUUUUGAGAGUCUUAUUAAAACACUCUAUCUGUGUGCUCAGUGGGUUGCGGUAGCUCUGUACAGUAAAGUGUCGGUUCAGCUCUGUCUACAGUAAGAAUUAAAAGUUUGUUCUAGCUCAAUAGCCCCGGGCUGUGCUCCUCUCUAUGGACGGCCUUGUUAAUAUUCCCUCUAAUAUGAUGAAUUAUUCUGUUUGUGUGAUUUUUCUUUUUUAAUGUAAUGCACACUGCGCUCUUAGGCUUUGCAGUGUUUUCUCUGAACGCGGUGAAGUUUUGGUGCGAACCAGCUGUGUUUUCUCAUGUUUUAUGUCAACCUUCUUCUCGGGUCGCGUUUUAUUAUUCUGCCUCUGUGCUGCUUUGAAACAGAGCAGUCAGGUGUGUGUGUGUACACUGGCUGAGUGGAGGAGCAGGCAGGUUGAAUCCCUCCAUGUCAAUCAAGCCAGAACACCUUCACCUUUCCUACAGACUGAGAAUCAAUGCUGGUAGACUGCACAUCUCCUCCUUCCAUACUGCAGGAGAAACAGGAGAAGUUGCAAUUAAGGGGGAGAUGGAAGCAAAAUUAACUUCUAGGACUGGGCAGUGUGGCAAAAAAUAUGAUCGAUAUAUAUUUUGUCAUAUCGCCUGAUCUCAAUUACUAUCACUUUUUUUUUUUAACUGCUGGUUUUAAAGCAUCUGUACUAAAAACUAAAGAAACUAGAAAUUAGUCCAACAUUUUAUUAGCAUACAAAGUAAAUAAAGCAAAUUAAAAAAGAUAAACAUAGAAAAAGAUAGAUAUAUAAAAACAUUUUAUCUCAACAGAACAACAAAAGUAAAUAAAUACUGAAUAAUACAGUGAACUAGUUUACAGUCCUGAGUGUUUUUGCAGGUAUGCAGGACCCAAAAUAAACAAAUUUCCCCCUAAGGGAUAAUGAAGACGCCUUAAAAUGUAAACAUUAGAUGAUGUGAACGUAAAUGAUAUGUUGGUUGCUGCUUUGGUCUGGUAGCUGCACCGCUAGACCAAACUGUUUAUGCUACUCGUGCCGUCAGCAGUGGCAGGCUGUGCAGACUCCGCCCACAUUUUCAUGCUUUCCGCAUAAUCACUCAGAAAGUACUUCUUCAAAUGAUUAAACAGAUCUGUUGUGUUGCCGGUUUGUGAGGGCACCGACCGCCAACAUACCUCACACAUCAGCUAAAUUUUGCGACAUCACUUUGGAGAUACCCAAACCACCGCUACACAACCGACGUUGAGUAACUUUUCUUCUCAACAAUAACAUCUUCAGAGGAUGACUCAAAGUCAUGACUGACAUCUAUUUUGCUGCCCUCAGCUCCACGUUUAGCUCCACGGUCAUUCUGUUUACUUCUCCUGUUUACUUCUUCAGCAACUAAGUGGAGCAGGAAAAGCUCAACUCUCUGAUUGGCUGUUGUCACGCACAUUUUCGCCAUGUUUAAUCGAGUAAAUAUGCCCACAGCCGAUCACCAUAAUCGAACUGAAAUCACGAGCAUAAAUCACGAUCAUAUAAUCGCCCAGUCCUAGUCUGCAGUUACUCCCCGGAGCUCUUGCUGCUAAACUGACAUUCAAAUUCAACUUUAUUUUUAUGGCACUUUUCAGACAAGAAAUGCAGUUCAAAGUGCCUCACAGAGGCUAAAAACAACAAUUAACAACAAUAAAACCCGAACCUCCCACCCAAACAACCACCCAAGGACCCACACGCACACAAAGACACACACCCACCCUCACUCACCCACACAUACACUCACACACACACACACACACACAAGCACACAGAGUGUGAGAUUUUAAGAUAUAUUGUUAAAGAGACAUGGCCUGACACCGAGACAUUACGUGAGGAAAGAGACACCUUUGGGAAACACUGGAGAUAAAAGAUUAAAAAUAGAAAAUGGUAAAAGGAAAGAGUAAAACCUGAUGGACUAAAACAAGAAAAUAAUAUGAAAUGAACAGAGUGAGAGCUCUUUACCGUAUAAAAGGGGUAAAAGAAGUAAAAACCUCUAAGACAGGAGUUCAGAAAAAGACUAAGAACAGAGAUAAUUAAUAAAAUGACAUGAAAUGAACAAUAAGAACUUUGAUUAAAAUGAACAUUUGCAGUAAGAAAAUUAUAAAAAGGCAGGUAGUGAAAGAAUGAUCAACAAUGAUGAUAAACAAUGAUCACCUUUUAACCUUCCUCUUUUUUAUACUGGCGAAAUCUAACAGCUUUUGGUUCUGGCUCCGCAGACAUAGAAGUGAUAUCAAUCUUUCUGUGUUACUCUGCAACAAAGAGUUUAAAGCCAUAUUACCAACAAAUAAUAGAAAUAAAAAGACAAACAAAAAAUCUGGAUAAUUUCUUGUCAUUUUCACAGCUCAUCUAACCGGCUGUGAAUCUGUUUUUAACGACACAAUCAUCUUCACAGACUGAGUCAUUGCUUUCAUUCAACACUGGCCCUCCAAGCGUGUGUAGAUGUGUAAACUAUUUUUAAAUCUCAAGUCUAUUAACUGAAGUGAUUGUUUGGCUCUGAGUUCUGGCAAACACAGUUGACCUACACUCAGCUCGGGGCCUGAAGGCGUCUCGUGUCGUGUAAACAUUGUGUUAAGAGUCAAUCAGCUGCAGUAAACAGGAAGCAGGCUGAGCAACCAAAACGUCACUCACCCAUACAUUCUCUCUCUUUGUCAUUGAAUGUUUUGCUCCACUAUUCUUUGCAGGACAAUCCAAAGUUGAGGAGAUCCCUGCCCCACCCUACAGCCCGCCAUACUCCUCCUCAGUGACCACACAGCCCACCCCCAGGACUGACUUGUUUCCUCCUCCAACCUCCGAUUCCUCUCCUGCCACCCCAGCCUGCCGCCCUCCUACUCCAACACCUGAACCUGAACAAGCUGUAGCAUCCCUCUCCAAAGAAGAGGAGAGGGAGACACAAGAAGACUCAGAGCUGAAGCACAGGACUCCUAAAAAAGACCUGCUGGAGAUCGACCGCUUCACUAUCUGUGGUAACCGCAUCGACUGAGCAGCGGCAGCCCCCCAAUGUAGCGAUUAACCACUCAGGAAAGCCGGAGAGCAAAGGGCCGUUCGGGCUGACUCUCCCGGCUAACAGCAGCAGACAGCUGAGUAUUUAUGAAAGCCAGUGGUGGUACAGUAAGUUAAUGUGAACAUGGACGUUCUGUGUCUGACAAUCCCGCUGCUGCCAAAGCCCGAAGUCAAGGAGUUUGACAAAGAAAACUUCAGCGGGCUGAUAAACAGCAGGAGACAGAGUGUGACUGUGGCAGCCCAGUCGUCACGAUGAACCGUCAGUGUGAGAGCGUGACUCUGUGUGUCUGUUUGGAAGUGUUGGUGUGGUUCAAAGUGAGCAGGUGUGAACGUGUGCGUGCGUGUGUGUGUGUUUAUGAGAGCAGCCUAUGUGUGAGUGUGAGAGCACAUAAGCACUUCCUGUCAGAGCAUCACUGGGACCAGAAGGAGCGGAAAACUUAUCAGUUGCCACAAAACACAAAAUUCCAAACUCAUAAAUUAUAGGAAUACCCGAAAGGUCUUUAACGACUUCAGGUGUUUUCCCUCUCCUUAAAACACUCACUUCAGAAGUAUAAGGUUUGUUUUAACCUGUUGUUUUAACUAAUCAUCCAAUUUAUCACAAAAAUAACAGCUGUCUACACAGAACAUACUGCUGCCUGAACAGCAGAACAGUGAAGUCUGGUAUCGACUCAAAGUUGGAAAGGCUCUCUCUUCAGUAUGAGACUUACAGCCAAAGUUCCCAGACUGAAGGUCAUGACCCACAUAUGACUAAGUAAAACUUAUCUGGAGGGUUAUGUAGACAAAAUAAUGAAUAUUCUGGCAGAAGUUUGUUUUGAGAGGUUAAAAAGCCAAACUGUUGAGGAGACACAGCUGUGAGCAGUCACACACUGGUUAUAUACAGCAGAGGAGCUCAUGCAUUUCUCUCUUUAUAAGUCUUAACCUCUUUGCAACUUGAAUCUGAACUGUUUCGGAGCAUCUUUGUACUUUACACUUUGAGCUUUGAUAGAGAUAUGAAUGUCACUUUUCAUGAGAGCUUGAUGCCGAGCUUUUUUUGUUUACAGGCCAACAGACUCCUUUGUUUGCAGGCUGCAGCCCUCUGCGAGUAAAUUAUAGACCUUUUGGUUAAAGUGUCCAUUAGCUUCCAGUCAAAUGCACUAAAUCACCUGCUUCUCCCAGCUGCUCCUGGAGAUCGACUUUAUAAAAAAAAAACAAUGUGAAGCCAAAAAAGAAACGCUAAAACUGCUGAAAGAUGAACUGCAAUUCUCUUCUUCUAUACGGUACACAAGGCAGCCAAAUCAUUACCCAAAAUAUCCUAUAAUAUCAUGUUUAUCACUGAUAAUUAUUACAUCAUGUUUACCAAGUGUCAUUUCAUUGAUAAUUUGUAUUUAAAGGUACAGUGUGCAGAAUUUGGCAGCAAAUGAAUAUGAUACUCAUAAGUUUUUUUUAACAAAUGAAGUUUUUAUUUACCAAAAAUUAACCUUAUACAUCUCCGUAGCAACAGCCCCUUCAACAGCAUCUUGUGCCGCCAUGUUUCUGCCGUAACACAGAAUUGAUGAACUUGAAACAUACAAAUAAGUUCCUUCUUGUCCUCCAAGGCGGGGAACCGUUUCAGUCUAGUGUCUACAAGAUAUUUCUAAAAAUUUCCGUUUCUGCGCACUGUACCUUUAAAUUCUCAUCCAUGUUCGGAGAACGUUUGCACUGAUGGACCAUAUUGUCUUAAAUGUGAUGGGUCACGUUUCUCAUUUGACUCAAAGGUAAUGUUGUAAUGUUUACAUUGUAGAAUAGAGAAGCAAUACUUCCUCAACAAAAUGCCUUUUUGCAUGCGUGUUUACAGUUUGUUGAUUUUGAUUUAGACUUUUCCUUAAAAAAUAAUAUAUAAAUAUAUAAAUACAAAAAAUUAUAAUUGAUCCAUUAUAUCAUCUAGCUGUCAUUUGUCAGCUUUGUUUGUUUAUUGAGUGUCAGAAAACUAUAAUAUAAUAUUCUACUCCUGAUAUAAUAAGAGUUUUAUUAUCAAGCAAAUAUGCCAUAAAGUUUAGCAGCCAUGCCAAAUAUUUAAUUCAUGUCCACUGACUUUUGUUGUGUGAUCUACUAAGUUAUGAUUAAUAAUAAUAGUUUGGUAGUAUGUAGUGGUUCUUGGGCAUUUUCAAAGUGCUCCACUGGAACAUGUUUGUGCUGCAAAUGCAAAAAAAAAUGUUUUUAAUGAGUUUUAUUUCUUCUUUUUGAUGCAUUCUUGAUUUGUUUUGAAUUAAAGGGUACUUUUCUGCCAUAUUAAUUAAGCAGUCAAACAUAUAACAGAGUAAUAUAUUCAAAUAUUUUUGGGCAGAAACUGUCAUAUUGUAAAAAAAUAAAAAAAGAGCUCUGUAUUUUUCUUUAAGCAGAUGAAUGGUGUAUAUAAUGAAAACAUAUCAGCGUUUUAUCUGAUUCUGAUCGCUCAUAACUGUCAUUACUGUUGUAAUAAUAAGGAAGUUAGUUCUGUUUUGGGAGCUGCAGAUUGUGUUGUGAACAUAUAUAUAUUUUUUGCGCAUGAACACUGACUCUCCUCAGUCCGUCAUGUGGUGUUUUGUUAAAUGUCUUGCCUUCACUGGCCUGAGCUCAGUCUUGUUGUGGUCUGUCUGGUUCAGAGUCAAGAACCAAACAGAACCGCAACUAGAUCUGGCCGGGCUGGUCUGAGCCUGCUUCGUUUCAUCAGUUUUGGAUCCUUAUUUAAUUCCUACCUCGAUUAUUGUCCUAAUAUGCCCCUUUUUGGAUCAAUAAAAGUUGGUUUCUAA
Xyrichtys novacula (pearly razorfish) is the source of this 30323-nucleotide messenger RNA. The record is from the annotation of a GenBank genome assembly. Lineage: Eukaryota; Metazoa; Chordata; Actinopteri; Labriformes; Labridae.